Messenger RNA from Aspergillus calidoustus, 345 nucleotides. NCBI's taxonomy places the organism in Eukaryota, Fungi, Ascomycota, Eurotiomycetes, Eurotiales, Aspergillaceae. The record is from the annotation of a GenBank genome assembly.
AUGAAGCACCUCGCCGCCUACCUCCUCCUCACCCUUGCCGGCAACACCGCGCCUACCGCGACAGACAUCAAGGAAGUCCUCGACUCAGUCGGCAUCGACGCGGACGAAGAGCGUCUCGCGCAGCUCCUAAGUGAGUUGCAGGGGAAGGAAAUUGACGAGCUCAUUGCCGAGGGCUCCAAGAAGCUCGCAACGGGAAUUGGAUCCGCACCUGCACCUGGCUCCGGGGCUGCGGGUGCAGAGAACGCUGCGGACGCAGAGGUUCGAGAUGAGUUGGAGAUCGAGGGUGGACAUGGAGAUGAUUGCGGGUGUGACGAUGAGGACUUUGGAUUGGGCCUGUUUGAGUAA